This is a messenger RNA of Parnassius apollo (apollo), 9270 nucleotides long. The record is from the annotation of a GenBank genome assembly. NCBI's taxonomy places the organism in Eukaryota, Metazoa, Arthropoda, Insecta, Lepidoptera, Papilionidae.
AUGGGCGAUGAUUCUUUAUUAUUACGGGAAGAUGGUUAUAUACGUAUGAAUUUUCCUGUGACUUCUUUAACGUAUCAUAGUAAUUUAAAUAUAAUUUUGGUGAAGACUGACGUUGGGAGUGUACACGUUUUGGAUGUGAAUUCUGGUGUGAUUCUUCAGUCAUCUUGCCUAUCAGCGGAUGAGAGCGGCGCACUUGGUGUUGAGUAUGCUUCGGGUGCCGACCGUGUGUUCUUAUGGGACGGCAGUGGUAUUGGCGCUCGGACAGACUACAAUGGGGUACUGUUGCUGCAUACUGCACUACAGCGCCCAUUGCCAUCCACUCAACCGGAUAAUAUUAUAAAGAUAGAACUUGUCUUGUCUGAGGCGGUGAUUCUGUACCAGUGCAUGCAGAGUCUGGAUGUACACUCAAUUGAGGGGCUCCCGGACUUUAUAAACGCGCUAAAAAGUGCCAUUGAUGCAGAACCAGUUCGGAAAGGCGUCAAAGCUCAAAAAUGGAGCACAGUGACUAUCUCAUUGCCACAAUCCACCUUCCGGCUUGUGACGUCUGGUGUGGUACAGGAGCUCAAAGAGCAAAAUAGGAGGAUUCCUGCACUUGCCAUCGCUUCGGCGGUGGGGCAACGCGCCAAUGAACUGAUGCCAUGUUCUCGGGAUGAGGAGUCGAGGGCGCUCAUGUAUUCAGAAGCUGAGAGGAAGGAAACAUUUAAGCGAUGGCCACAUAUGGAUUAUAAAUGGGCACUGCCAGCACGCAUGGCGCAGGCGGGCUUCUACCAUCAGCCGUCGCCGAGCGGUGACGACCGUGCUAUGUGCUUUACGUGCAUGGUGUGCCUCGUGUGCUGGGAGAAGUCCGACGAGCCGUGGGUCGAACACGAGCGGCAUUCACCCAGCUGUCCCUUCGUGCGCGGCGAGUACACACACAACGUGCCCAUUUCUGUAACCAAUGCUACCGCGUGCGCCGUGCCCUGUCCGAACAUAACAGUGGUAUCUAAGGGCAACACAGGUGAUCUGAUCGCUACCGGCACUGCCGAGAGCAAAGUCAACGUAUGGCGAUUUGACUGCGGACUCAAGCUCGUUAAGUUCAUUCACCUGUCUGCCUACGAUUCCAUCUUUAGCGGGAUACUUGCUACUGACUCUAACAGAGUCUGGUCGGCAAGCUUAGAGAAAGACACUUCCACCUAUGGCAUCGAACUCACAGCGAUGGCGUUCGUUGGUAUGACUUCAAAACAGGAAAGUUACCCACAAACACAAAACAGCGAAAACAACGAGAAAGAAACGAGUAAUAGCAAAACGAAACCCUCUCUCGUAUGCGGCGUCAUCGUCACAAGGACUAAUUUGGCUCAGUCUGAUCAACCUAUCAAAGAGGACACGAGUAAAGCAUUGUUCAAUUCAGGUGAAACAGACAAGUCUAAGGAAAGUAUUAAAGCCAUGAACGAUCAAAACGAAGCGAAGAACAAUCAGGAUUCCACGGAUAAAAUGUUGUUUUUGCUAACCUACGACAUAUACAGUUCUCUCGCUGGUUCUAUAACUACAGUAGUGCACACAUCUAACAGCAGCGGCAAUUCAAAACCCGGUGGCAGCAAGAAAGUGUGUCCUGUGGCUAGAACUGACGAUGCGAAUAUUUACGACGAAAUUUAUUUUCAGUACUCUGAUGAGGAUACUGAGCUUCCACAAUGCACAAACAGUUUGAUAGAUGAGCAAAUUAGUAAUGUUAUUAACUUAAAUGCAUCAUCAAGUAAAGAAGAUUCUAAGUUUUGGGAACCGAAAAAGAUUAUUUUCGCAAAACAUUUCAAAGUACUCCCCCCAUCACCGCCCCCUGUGCUGUUACCCGAAUUACCGGUAUAUAUACAAAAAUCAAUGCUUGACUUCGUCGGAAAUGUUCCACAGCUCAAGAGUUGGAAGAGUGGCAACUUGGAGUCCGUUGGCACAAAACCCGUUGAUCAGACUGAUGCUGCUCAAGUCGACCCCACUAUUACACCAACCAUCACCCAUUAUUUCAACAUGAAUGGGCCUUUAGAAAUAUCCGAUUUGAAAUGGUAUGAAGAUGGAGAUGGAACAGAAAAAGUUAAAGUAGCUCCAUCCACUGCAAGUAAAGUUGGAACUCAAACAGCAGUAAGUAACAGCAACAACGAUGGAUUUGAUAGUGAUCCACCACAAGAGGAAGUGGUAUCCCAGGGUGUAGCUGUUCAGUGCCUUAGUCUUCCAACCACAUUAAACCUCAAAGAUGAUUCUAGAGUAACACACUUACUACCAACAGAAGAUAAGGAACAUUUGUUGGUAGUCAUAUCGUGUAUUGAUCUAAGCAAACUUAAAAUCGAAGAAGAAACAGAGGCAGAUGGAGAAACAAAGAUGGAUGUUGACGAGAUCUGUGAAACUGAUAAGACUGAGAAACCUGACACAAAAGCUUAUUUCAUACUGUACAAAAUCAAUAGCAAAAGUUCUGUUUACACUUUGGAAGAUAAUCCUGUUUCUGUUAAGGAAUUGCCUUAUAAUGAGAGUCCUGUAGAUUUAUGCCUACUACCAGCUGACAAGCACGAUCGUUAUUCGUUCGCGGCUGUUGGGGCUGAUGGAAGCUUAAGGCUCUAUACAUUGCCCGAUUUUAAAAUACUAUCAGAGAAGCGAGUACCCAAAGGUCAGUUCACAUCCGUUGUGUACUGCGCGUCCGUCGAACGGCUCAGUGUGUCUACAAAACAUGGAAUGAUUUAUUUCUAUGCAUUGAACGAUGGUGACAAAGAUUCAACUGAGGAUGUCAACGAGGAUAAGUUUUCUAAUUUAUAUUAUGACAUGCUAUGGUAUGAAACAUCAGGACCAACCACCGCACCUAUUAUCAUUGCUAACAAGACUGAUUUGAACCUAGCUGAUUUAGAAACUUUAAUUUCAUUAACUGGCUUAUAUGGCAUGAACACUACCGUGCCAUACAGCACUGUAGUCCCAGGUUUUUGGUGCGAAUUGUCACCAGCUCAAAGGUCCAGAUCUGACCAACAGAACAACAGAUCAUGGAGACUUCAAAACACGUCUUCAACAUGGGACGAGCAUGUUUUAGAAUUGACAAUGCCAUAUAGUGUUUCGCUUGCACACAUAGAAUUUGGCUUUACAUUGCACUCAGCAUGCACGCUGAACUUACCUGUGAUUCAGGUCACGCUUUUAAAACAAAAUUUGCACGGACUUGGAUACAAGAAGGAUGCGUCAUUCUGUCAGAGAUCGGAUUCUCCGAUACAGUUCCCAGUUAUUGACGCAGAUUUGCCUUAUAUUGAAAAUCCUGUUAAUAGUGAGGAAUACCUUCAGGCGCACAAUGCAGAAAUACUUGCCGGUCCACUUUUGCUUUCUUCAGGACUUGACCAAACACGGCAAUCUGGCACUUUGAUUUUGACAAGUCCACGCUUAUUUCGAGCAAGGGGCAGAACAUUCCUUAUCCACAUAAAAACACUGUUUGAUCCGGCUAAAGACAUGACAAAAGGAUCAAAUAGAACCACUGAAAGUUCUAAGAAGUCUGGUUUUAUUGGCUGCGAUUGGUUGCAUCAGAUAUCGAUUACUGUGCGGUCAAGUCCUCAUACUGAAGUACCGAUGGAGCGGCAGCAACGUAUAGCGAUGCUUGAGUCUAAUAGCUUCUUGAACACUCUUUGUGAAAUUGCCACCAGUAAAGGAGGAAAUGAAGAAAAGAAGUUAGCAUUGGACUUACUCAACUGGGUACUAUCAAUACGGCUCCAGAGAAUGCGUUUGGCAAAAGCUGAUAAGAGUAAAGAUAAAGAUGAGGAAAGCCCAGUUGAGACGCAGCAGUUGGAAUGUAUUAAUGUUAUAGAGAAACACAUUGAUGCUCUUGUGAAGAACUGUAUCUUAUGUGCGAAUAGGAGCAUUGCAAAGAAGUGCAUCAAAAUUAUUCUUAUUACUACCGAAGGAUUAAGGCAUCUCCAGAAACCAUGGAAGACAACGUUCGAUCAGAGCCUAUCAAGCAGCGUGGUGACGUGGUUGCCGUACGUUGGUGCGUGCGAGUCCGCGGGCGCGCUUAAGUGGCUGACAGCACUGGCGCAGCGUGCCGUGCCGUACUACGUCGCGCCGCGCCUCGUCGCCACCUGCUUCGCGCUGCUGGAAAACACCGCGCGCUGCUUACACGAACGAACCAACGUGUACCACCAGUUGCUGCAGGCCAGGUUCGGCUUACACGGCUUACCGUUAGAACGUACGAUCUUUACGACGGAGGCACCGGAGCUAGGUCGCGGCUCAUCUACGCCCGCUACAUACACAAGCGUUGUUGAUGAUGCCAACAACACUCCUACCAUUAAACCAGAUUACCAACUCAAAGACCUGCUGAAUAUACCACUUGAUAUGGAUUGCAAGACCGGGAAUUUGUGGAGCGGCGCGUGGUGGGCGGGCGGCGGGGCGGCCGGCGCGGCGUACGCGGCUUCAGGCGGGCUGCCCCUGCACGUGAGCUGCUACGUGGCGUCCGACGGCACCAAGCUCGAGUCGGCCGCCGCGCGCCUGCAGCCCGCCGUCGUCAGCGCGCUGCCCGCCGACACGCACCAGCUUUGGACAGCAGUUGAAGAGGGUCAAACCAAGCAACCAUCUCAAGCCCCUGAGUCUUUUGACGAUAUUGAGAUAUCAAUGAUGGAGUGUGAUUCACAAGAAAAACCCGAAUUUACAGAGGACAAAAUCUUUAAGGAUCAAGAUCAAUGUGGCAUUCCGUGGGCGUCGCUAGUUACCAAGCCACCUCAGCACACACUGGUAGUGGAGCGGAUGCACUCGGGAGCAAGGCGAUAUAUUGUUUUGGACUUUGGACACACCGUUCGUCUUACCGAUGUUAUAAUCCCGUCGUGCUCGGAUCUGGUUACGCUGUGCAUCGACAUCUGGGUAGUGGGCGAGGAGACUGACUGCAUCAAACUGGCUUUCGCUACUGACAUCGCUUCUAAGCAUCUUGUCCUCACUGACAUACAGCCGCCGCCGCUCUGCCGAUACAUGAAGAUUACUACAAUUGGUCGAUAUGGCAUGUCAGCAAUGAAGUGUAAGAUCCCACUAGGCUGGUUUUAUGGUGAGAUUGCUGAAAUUGCUAAUGUGCAGGCGUCUAUCAACGCACUAAAUGCACUGCAAGAGGACCUUAGCUGCAGAUUAAGGUUAGCAACAGGAAAGCUUAUGGACCUUUUGAACCCAUAUCUGGACCUGUACAAUGGAAAUGCAGCUCAUAUGAUGGCCUAUUUCAACUUAGCCAAUGAGGCAGACCCUAAAGUGAUUACUGCAUACCAGGAGUGCAUAGAUUUGCAGCAACAGUUGCACAAUUGCAAUAAUAUAUUGAAGAAGCUUCAAAAUAGCUCUGACUGCAAUGAUCGAGCAGUAGAGGCGAUAACUAAGGGUCUCGUGACAUCAGAAUCUCUGCUUGAGAGAGCCUCGACUGAUAAGCUGCGAGUUAUUGGAGAGAAUAUAGUUGACAUGCUUCUGCACUUCGUGUUCUCGAUGGAAGAUGAGCGAAUACCGGAGGUGUCGCGCUCGUGGUGCAGUGCGGUGUUGCGGCUGGUGUGGGCGAGCGGCGCGCGCAGUGCAGCGGCGCUGGGCGCGCUGCUGGCGCGCGUGUGCGGCGCCGCGCGCUGGUGGGGCGACUGCCUCGCCGACGCGCUCGCCGACGCCUUCUCCGAUCACGACGCGCCGCCGCUCGCCAUCGACAGAUGCCUCGUGGUAGUGAUGUACAUGUGCCGCAGGAGCAUGUACGCGCACGUGCAUACUGGAGGCUUGGGCGUAGCGGGUGCGUUAGCCACGCGAGUCCUGUCGCUACUUGAGAGCUCCGAGCCUCAGCCUGCGUUGUUAACUGCGCUGCUCACGGCUCUGGCUUCUGUGCUUGAUGCUGCACAGCCUCCACCGCCCCCACUUCAACACCAUGCCACAGCAGGUGCACAGAGACAUAAGAGAUGGGAGUGGGUGACGGGCGGCGUGGUGGGCGCGGGCGGGAGCGCGGGUGGCGGGGCAGGCGGCGAGUCGGGCGAGGCUCGCGCCGACUGCAAACUGCCGCGCCGCAAGCUGCACAAGAAGCUGCUGCACCAGAUGCACGAGAUCGAGGCCGCGCGUCGCGGCGUGCAGCUCGCCUUCGAGGAGCAGCAACGCGCUCGUCUCAACCUAAAAACACGGAUGGCAAUGUUCGGCAAACGAGGUAGUGGCAACAGCAGCAGUAAAACCGAGGAAGCAGAGCGAGCGUCGCACCUGCUGAGCCCGACUCUAGCUGUCCAACUGGCACAGGCCUUGGUGGCACACAUUCUGUCCAUGGACAGCACAAUUGCUGGGGAGUCACUGCUGCUUUGUUCUAAAGUUGUUGGGCGACUGUGCUCUGCAAGCGGGGGUGCCUCGUUGUUGGAUCCUGCUAGUGUGCUUGGGUUGGCGCGUCUCGCAGUCACACUGCCUCCCUGGCCUCGGCACGCGGUGACCACGUUGCUGCAGGAUUUGGUUGAAUACGAGAACCCCGAGGGAUCAUCCAGUCCCCACAGCGAGGAGUGCUGGGCAGCUGCCGGCACGUCGCGCGCGCCGCGCCUGGCGCAGGACGACUCCAGCAUCGGCCGCCCGCCGCGCAAGUCCAAGGGCCAAACUGUCGCAGAUACAAUCAAGGACAUGGAGUAUCAAUUAAAUCAAGUUGUGGAGUCGGAUGAUUCAGAAAGUGAAGAGAAGCCUGAUUUAGAUUUUCUGGAUGCGAUCAAGAAGGAUAACAAAACGAAACCCACAGUACACAACUACAAUGCAAGCAACAUAUCGUGCUGCGUGGACGCGCGGCUGGAGAGCGGCGCGGCGGCGACGAGUGAGGCGCUGGCGCGGCGCCUGCUGGCCACCACGGCCAGCACGCUGUACGAGGUGCUGAGCGCCCCGCCGCCCGUGCCGCCGCCUGCUUCGCCGCUCGCCCCGCCGCUCGCGCCCGCCCCCGCACCGCCGCGCGCACACCCGCCUCUCGCGCACACGCUCUACGACGUGUUCAGGCAUCUCGCGCUUGAGUUCCCUAAUCAGCGAGACUGCAGCCUAAUGGAGAACGUAGUGUCGCUGUGGCUAACGCUGAACGGGUCAGCGUGGGGUGGCGGCAGCAGCGGUACAUGGUCGCUGGCCGCGCUCGCCGUACCUGCCGACGCGCCGCGCGUGCGCCUCGCGCCUGACACCGUUACCGCGCUGCUGCAACAGCUCUGCACAUUAGAAAAUGUUUCUCUAAGAUGCUGGGUGUUAUCGAUGCAAGCAUUAGCGUGGAUUGCAGGCUUACCACUCCAUACGGAGGGCAGUGUACAAACGAUUGGGCGAGUGAUACUUGAAUGUGAACAUUUUGUGCCCGCUCUCGUAAAAUUCAUCUCGAUGGAUGUUAGCGCAGAUGGCGCUGUUUACUCGUCGGAACCAUAUCUUGGUGGGGCAAGCGCGGGCGCGGGUCUGGGCGCGGCGGGCGCACUGGCGGCCGUGCUGUCGCGUGUGGUGAAAGCGCGCGGCGGCGCGGGUGCGCUGGUGGCGCUGCGCACGCUGGCUGCGUUGUGGACGCAGCGGCCGCCGCCUAGCGCGCACCACGCGCUUGACCUGCACGCCGCGCUGCUGCGCGCCGCACACGCGCUGCUGCCCGCGCUGCCGCCUGCGCACCUGCACCACGCGCUGCCGCUGCUGCGCGCCAUAGCGGCGCAAAGCUCGAGCUGGGUGCAGGAAUCGGGUGGAGCGGUGGGCGCGGUGGGCGCAGGCGUGGGCGCGGGCGGUUCCGUGGGCGCGCGUGGCGAGGGUGGCGCGGAGGCGCGGCUGUCGGGGCUGCUGGCUGACGUGCUGGCAGGCGGUGGGGCGCCCGCGCGCCGCGUGCCGCCGCGCCGCGCCGUGCUGGCUCACCUGUUGCAGCUGGCGCGCCGCCUGCUCGCCGCGCACCUGCCCGCCGACGACGCGCGCGCCAUGACGACGACAAGCAGCAACAGCGGUGGCGAGCAGUCGCAGACGGACGAGAGCAAGGCGCUGGGCGCGGCCGACGACGGCACCAACACCAACACCAACCUGGAGGACGAGCGCAAGCACGCGCCGCGCGCACCCUGCCUCGCCGACACAGUAUUACAAGAUUCAGACAUCAUGCAAAACUUCUACACAGCCUUGUCCAUGUGCGAUGGAUUGAAUACUAUGGUACUGAAUUCAGGCAUGAACUCUGAAUCAUCCACAGAAUAUUCCUCUUUGAAAGAAGAGGUAUUUUGGCUGGUGGCACAUUUGCCGGCUGUUGCCUCCAAUCCAGCACUCAUGGUGCCCAGCCUCAUGGAAUUCCUCAGAAAAAAGGAGAUGAUACAUCUUUCUCAAGCAAUGCAGCAGCUAAUUGUAAGGCUGCUGGAAAAGUCGGAGGCACUCUCUGCGUUCAUUGAAGCUGGUGGUCUCGAGCUGGCUGUCGAAAAACUUACUGCUUGCCACGAAUCUGGUCCCAGCAACAGCCAGGGUCUGGUUUCGUCGCUGAUGAACCACCUAAAGGUGCCACCGCAGCUCAUCAAUAUGUCGACGCCCGCCGGCUCCAGCAAAAAAACGCAGCCGCCAGUAACAGAAACAGCCAAUGGGCUUGUUAACAUUGCCCCGUUUUGCACGGUGUCGUGCGACAACCCGACGGCGCAGGCGGCGGACGUGCUGCUGGACGGCGGCGGAAGUGGUGGCGCAUGCGCGGCGCGGCGCGUUCGCGCGGCCGCUUGGUCUUACCACUUCUUCAGCGCGGACGACGCCUCGCUCGCACUCACACUCACGCUGCCCUACGCCGCGCUGCUGCACGAGGUGCACCUGCAGCCGCACCUCACCAGCCUCGCCACAUGCCCGGGCGCGGUGUGCGUGGAAACGGGAAGCGCGGGCCCGCUGGCGCCGCUGGGCCCGCCGCAGGCUACGGCCGGCAUGACGUUCAUCCGGCUGGUGCUGGCGCGCCCGGUGGUGGCCAGCACCGUGCAGCUGCGGCUCUACAAGCCGCGCGACAGCUCCUACAUGGGCCUGCUGCAGCUGCGCCUCAUCGUCGCGCCCGCCUUCGCUGCGCCCGCGCACCUCGCGCGCAACGGCAUCACCAACGAGUGGGCCAGCGUGGUGGCGGAGUGCACGCGCGCGCGGCUGGAGAGCGCGCGCUGGGCGCGGGCGGGGCGCGCGGCGGCCGUGCGCGCGCUUUGCGGCGCCGUGCUGGCGCCGGCGACCGGCCGCGCGCGCGCGCACGCGCACCACGCGCUGCUGGCGGCCGCGCGCGCCUGUCCCGACCUGCGCGCGCCGCUGCUGAACGCGCUGCUCGCCGCGGACCACCACGCCUACGCAUACGGUACCACACACAACUUCACCUUUACUAAAUCUAUUUAUUAA